AAAAAAGAAUGGCAAAAGCAAAAGUAUCAACUGGUUUAGAAAUGAAGACACCAGAACCAAACUAAUCUCUAUUUCAACAAUGGCUGUGAAAUUGAAUGGCACCGUUAGUGUGAAUUUAAGCCUGAAGCUAAACCCAUUAGCCAAAUUUGGAACAAAAACAGUUCAAUUUUCAAAGCCUCAAGCAAAGUUGCUGUUCAAAUCAUCAUCUUUAUGUAGAAAAGGUGUCAACUUUUGUAAGUGUUCUGUUUUGGAUGGGCAAAUAAUCUCAUUCACUGACUCCGAAACUCAGUUGAUUGAUGCGCUUCUUGGGAUUCAAGGCAGAGGCAAAUCCGCAUCUUCUCAGCAACUCCAGGAAGUGGAGCGUGCAGUUAAAGUGUUAGAAGGCUUAGAAGGCGUACCUGAACCUACAAACUCAAAUCUAAUUGAAGGUUGCUGGCAAUUAAUGUUCACAACUCGGCCCGGGACAGCAUCUCCGAUUCAGAGAACAUUUGUGGGUGUUGAUUUCUUUAGUGUCUUUCAAGAGGUACAACUUCGGACAAAUGAUCCGCGGGUAUCUAAUAUUGUAAGAUUCUCAGAAGCAAUAGGUGAGCUAAAAGUAGAGGCAGCAGCGGGGAUUGAAAAUGGCAAACGAAUCAAUUUCAGAUUCGACAGAGCAGCAUUUUCAUUCAACUUUUUGCCAUUCAAGGUUCCAUAUCCAGUGCCAUUUAGGCUUCUUGGUGACGAAGCAAAAGGUUGGUUGGACACUACAUAUUUGUCCCCAUCUGGAAGCCUUCGCAUAUCAAGAGGAAAUAAGGGCACCACAUUUGUGCUCCAAAAGAAAAUUGAACCUAGGCAAAGAUUGCUCACAGCCAUUUCCACAGGAACUCGAGCUCGAGAGGCUAUUGAUGAGUUCUUAUUGGUAAAUCAGAAUAUAGCUAAAGAUGAGCUAGAACUCCUCGAGGGGGAAUGGCAAAUGAUAUGGAGUUCACAGAUGGAGACAGAUAGUUGGAUAGAGAAUGCUGCCAAUGGUCUUAUGGGCAAGCAGAUUGUCAAAAAGAAUGGUCAGCUAAAGUUUUUGGUUGACAUCUUUUUUGGGCUUAGAUUCUCCAUGACUGGAACAUAUCAGAAAUCUGGUUCCAGCAAAUAUGAUGUUACCAUGGAUGAUGCAGCAAUCAUUGCUGGGCCAUAUGGAUAUCCUAUAGAGAUGGUAACAAAGAUUGAGUUAGAGCUACUGUAUAUCGAUGAGAAGCUCAGAAUUAGCAAAGGGUAUAAUGGCAUUGUUUUUGUGCACAUACGAACUGAUGGGAUGAAGCAGAAAUAGGCCGAAGAUUGAAUCUUUUGGUGAUUUUUAUUGUAAAUCUACAACCAUAAGCAAAGGGGAAUUGUAUUUGUGAGAUAUAGUUUUUUCUAAUUGAUAGGUUCCUUAUGAAAAUUAUGAGAUAUAAUUUGUCAAUUAACCUUUCAUGAGCUUAGAGAAAAAAAUCCCUUCUGCUCUUUUUUUU
This is a messenger RNA of Jatropha curcas, 1481 nucleotides long. RefSeq names its product Plastid-lipid associated protein PAP / fibrillin family protein. Lineage: Eukaryota; Viridiplantae; Streptophyta; Magnoliopsida; Malpighiales; Euphorbiaceae. The record is from RefSeq and is a predicted model, not a curated record.